Zychaea mexicana is the source of this 921-nucleotide messenger RNA. Its product is annotated as ribosome biogenesis protein Nop16. Gene Ontology annotation, biological process: ribosomal large subunit biogenesis. Gene Ontology annotation, cellular component: nucleolus. Bases 83 to 751 code for a protein of 222 amino acids. Lineage: Eukaryota; Fungi; Mucoromycota; Mucoromycetes; Mucorales; Lichtheimiaceae. The transcript has 3 exons. The record is from RefSeq and is a predicted model, not a curated record.
AUCAACUUUUUUUUUUUCUUACUUUGACCUUUCUCUUUUUUUCUAUUUAUUGACUACACACUUAUUUAAUAUAUAAACCGUCAUGGCCACUCCACAGAAACGAAAGGCUCAAAAAAGCGGGAGCAAAAACACUCGACGGACAGCAGAUAAACGUAAAAAAUACAAUAUUCAGGGCAAUGCAAUCAUUAAACAUAACUGGGACAAGAAACAAACUUUGAUCCAAAAUUAUAAACGAUUGGGCUUAAUGACGUCCUUAAACGGCAAAGCCGGAGGUGUCGAAAAACUGUAUCCUGACGCAAAGCCCGAACAUCCUAGCGAAGACCAAGAGGAAGGAGAAGAACAAGAGGAAAAAGAGUUGACCGAAGAAGAUGUCGCCAGACUCGAAAAAUCACUAAAGCCAGGCGAAGGUAUCAUCCAACGUGACGACGAGGGCAAUGUGAUUCGGGUCAUUGUGGGACGACAAAAGACACACGACGAGAUUUUGGAAGAAGAGCCAGAGCCAGUGGAGGCCAAGACGGAUGUUGUCCGACAGUUGGAAGAGCAGGCACGGAAUGCGCAUAAAAACGUUAAAUAUCAAUCCAUGUACCAGCAACAUUGGGUCGCACGGUUAAUCACCAAGUAUGGUGACGAUUACAGAGCCAUGUUUCGGGAUGAGGAUUUGAAUCAGAAUCAGUUGACGGAAAAUCAGCUCAAGAAGAAGUGCUCACAAUUCUUGAAGCAGAAUCCAGGUUUUGAACGACUCGAGCAGUAAAGAAUAAAAAAAAAUAGUAUACUUUCAUGCAAGCAUGCAAAUUGUUGCUUCUAUUUAAUGAGUAAGCGGGUGAUGUGGUACGAGGGAGGUUGCCUUUGUCAACCGAAUCCAAAGAUCCGCUGCGCUGUAACUGUCAGCUAUCAACAAUAGAACUGUUGUCUGGUUACGAC